Molecule: messenger RNA, 2478 nt
Organism: Chiloscyllium plagiosum (whitespotted bambooshark)
Lineage: Eukaryota; Metazoa; Chordata; Chondrichthyes; Orectolobiformes; Hemiscylliidae
Gene: chkb
Product: choline kinase beta
Biological process (GO): CDP-choline pathway; phosphatidylethanolamine biosynthetic process
Cellular component (GO): cytoplasm
Molecular function (GO): choline kinase activity; ethanolamine kinase activity
Source: RefSeq, a predicted model, not a curated record
GCUAACAUCCCGCACGUUCCGCUUGGGCGUCAGCCGCUGCCGCAGUGUGGAACGCUGGGCCUGGCCUGAGGCCCUGCGCCUUCUUCCGUCGGCCACACGCUCGAUGCCCGGUUUGAAGUAGGCGGUCGGAGACCUCUUAAAGGCGGUGGUCCUUUAAGCGGGCGAGAGGAUGGUAUUUUUAUCGGCCGACUUUUAAUAUUCGAUGUAAUCAUAUUGUGGCGAGACGUGGGAGUCCUCGAGUUUUAGUGAGGUUUCUGUAAUCUUACGGUUGUCCGCCAGUGGCCUGGUCUUGUGUCUUCGCCCGCCCCCGCCAUUGCCGCUCCCGGCGACACGGAGAAGAUGGAGGCCGAGGGUCUGUGUAAGGGAGACGGCGCCCGCAAUGCGGUGGCCCCGGAGCCUCACCGCCUGCGCGCCAUCGGGGCGAGAGACCGCUCGGCGAACCCCAGUCCCCGCGGGGAGGAGCCCGGCACCAACGGGGACGAGGAGGAGGCGGAGGAGGAGGACUACGAGGAUUCCGAGGCCGAGCAGUACCGGGGUGGCCGCAGUGAGGAGGUGGACUGGGAAGUCAAGCUGCAGUCCUACACCUGGUGCAAGGAGUUCCUGGCUGGCUCCUGGAAGCUGAUCUCAGUGGAGGAGUUCCAGAUCUCGGUGAUCAGUGGGGGUCUGAGUAAUCUUUUGUACCUCUGCGCAUUGCCGGACCAUGUGUUAAGUGUUGGGGAUGAACCUCGCCAGGUUCUACUGCGUGUUUAUGGAGCCAUCUUGCAGGGUGUGGAUUCUCUGAUAUUGGAAAGUGUGAUGUUUGCUGUUUUGGCAGAACGUGCCUUGGGACCAAGAUUGUAUGGAGUAUUUCCACAGGGGCGUCUGGAACAGUACAUUCCAAGCCGUCGGCUGCUGACUGAAGAGUUGGCAUUUCCGGAUUUUUCCGCAGAGAUUGCUGUGAAGAUGUCUCGAUUCCAUGGAAUGGUCAUGCCGUUCAACAAAGAACCAAAGUGGCUGUUUGAAACGAUGGACAGGUAUCUCAAACAGAUAAUGGGGUUGACUUUCACCAGAGAGACGCAUGUGAAAAAGUUCAACAAGCUGAAAAGUUUCAACCUGCCAGCGGAGUUAGCAAACUUAAGGUCACUGCUAGAAGCCACUUGGUCACCUGUAGUUUUUUGUCACAAUGAUGUCCAGGAAGGCAACAUUCUACUUUUGGCAGACAGAGACCCCUCAUCCACUGAGCAACUGAUGCUGAUUGAUUUUGAGUACAGCAGUUAUAACUACAGGGGUUUCGAUAUUGGAAACCACUUUUGUGAGUGGAUGUACGACUAUACUUAUGAUCAGUGGCCAUUCUUCAAAGCCAGUAUGGAGAAAUACCCCAAUCGACAGCAACAGCUUCACUUUAUCCGCCACUACCUAUCUGAAUAUACUGGCAAUAAGGGAGACUCUAUUCACGACGACCAAACAAAGAUUGAAGAGGAGAUGAUCAUUGAGAUUAACAGGUAUGCCCUUGCCUCUCAUUACCUAUGGGCACUCUGGGCUAUUUUACAGGCGAAGAUUUCCACUAUUGAAUUUGGUUAUCUGGAUUAUGCCCUUUACAGACUGGAAGCCUACUUUGAACAGAAAAGAAUAUUUGCGUAACUCCAGAUGGGAAUAACACUCAAACCUUUUACUUGAUUUUAAGAUGUUCGUUUUUUUUCUUUUAAAAAUAAUACUAUGUGUUUACAAUCACAGUAUUGCUUCCUGACCAUUUAACAUUUAUCCAUGUUUUGACUGUUUGUGUCACAGACUGACCUAUAAUUCACUAUUCUAAUCAAGUGUUGAGAUUAAUGAACAUUCUUUAGACUGCCGGUAGUUCAUAUGUCAAGUCAUUGUGCUAACAGGCUGUACAAGCUAGGGUGAUCUUUGUUGAAAGGCCUGUGUUCUGUGGAUAUUUAUCAGGGUAGGUUCAAUUUUUUCCUUAGUGUAUACAAACAGUGGAAAUAGACUGCUGUCUGGAGGCCUGUUCUGCAGGAAAUGCUAGUUAAGAGAAGUUCAGACCAAGUACUCCACUGACAUUUGUCUGGGCUAACAAAUGAAGGAUGUCUAUUUGUGCUUGGGAGGGUAAAGGGGAGGUGAACGCUUGAACUAAAAGCUAAUGGUAACUCUUGCAGAACAUGUUGGCAUUGGUAAAAUAACUGGACUUACAUUCUUAUGAUCUAAUGAACUAAGAUGUGAGAGCAGAAGUUGGUCAUUCAACCCACUGAGCCUGCUCUGCCAUUCACUGCAGGGGUAAAUUUAUGGUUUGACUCAGUUUGAUGGACUAACUUGGUUCGGUGAAUAAAUGAAGUGAGUGAUAUGGGUAUAUUUCCAUUUACUGACAUUGGAGCAAAGCGGUCAUUCUUUACUUUUUUUUAAAUUUGAUCACAGGAUAUACAAAUUACUGGCAAGGCCAGAAUUAUUCCUGCAUAUUUUCUCCCCAUCAAUACCUUUCUCAUUUCUUACAGUAUAUUCCUCUCC